UCUAUCAGCUAGGCAUACAUGUGUGGAAAUUCGAUAUUCUCACUAAAUUAGCUAAUUUUUAGCUAUGUUCCAUGUUUAUCUCUAGACCUUUGUGUAUUAAAUCCUAUCUCGGGCUGUUCUCUUUAUACACAAGUGUGUUUUGCUUGUGCCUUCCUGUCUUCUUCAGUGAGGAGCUUUAUGUAGGUCAGGCUUGGCUUAAGCAGAUUUCCUGAACCUGCGUCAGCUUAAGCUGGAGGAAUUUUAAUAAACCCUCCCCUGUAGGCGUGGGCCUAAAUGAGGCUAGCCUAGUUAAGCCUGAUCUUUUUCUGUUUGUGAAAAGAGCUGAGCAGAGCUAAAGGCUGCUGCAUGGUGGUUUCAGAAACUGCCUACUUAAUUUGAAAAGAACAAUGGUAGGAAAGGCUAGAUCUUCCAAUUUUACCUUAUCUGAAAAGCUUGAUUUGCUAAAGCUUGUGAAGCCAUAUGUUAAAAUUCUCGAAGAACACACUAAUAAACAUUCAGUAAUAGUGGAAAAGAAUAGAUGUUGGGAUAUCAUAGCAGUAAACUAUAAUGCAAUUGGAGUAGAUCGCCCUCCUCGAACAGCCCAGGGCCUACGCACCCUUUACAAAAGGCUCAAAGAAUAUGCCAAACAGGAGCUCUUGCAGCAAAAAGAGACCCAAUCAGAUUUUAAAGGCAAUAUUUCUGAGCCAACCAAGAAAGUUAUGGAGAUGAUUCCCCAGAUUUCCAGUUUUUGCCUGGUAAGAGACAGGAACCACAUACAAAGUGCAAACUUGGAUGAGGAAGCACAGGCUGGUACGAGUUCACUACAGGUAAUGUUGGAUCACCAUCCAGUUGCUAUUACAGUGGAGGUGAAGCAAGAAGAAGACAUUAAGCCCCCUCCUCCACUCGUUUUAAAUUCUCAACAGAAUGAUAUUUUAGAACAAAGAGAAGACCAUGAAUUAGUACAUGUUAUGGAGAGAUCUUUGUCGCCGUCACUUUCCUCUGUUGAUAUGAGAAUGACAUCGUCUCCAUCUUCUAUCCCAAGGAGAGAUGAUUUUUUUCGGCAUGAGCGUGGAGAACACUUUAGGUCACAAUUAGGGUAUGAUCCUCAGAUUCUGCAAAUGCUGAAAGAGGAGCAUCAGAUAAUUUUAGAAAAUCAAAAAAAUUUUGGAUUGUAUGUUCAGGAGAAGAGGGAUGGAUUGAAAAGAAGGCAGCAGCUAGAGGAAGAGCUGCUAAGAGCAAAAAUUGAAGUGGAGAAGCUGAAAGCAGUUCGCUUACGGCAUGAUCUGCCUGACUAUAAUAGUCUCUAAUAUUUUUUUCAGUCUUGCAACUUGAUAAUUUUAAUUUUGGCCAAAUUACUUUCAUUUGGGAAUAUCCUGAAGCAGAAUACAUACUCUUAAAAAGUGUUGUUGUUAAUCUCAGUUGUGAAAAAACAUUUUUUGACAUGAUUUUCUAAUUACUUAAUUUUCUUUUGAGAUAUAUUAAAACUGAUUGGUUGGCAUGGUUAUAUGUUUUGUCUUCAGUUUUUUUACUAAGAAGUUUAAUUUUUGGCCUUACAAAAGAUUUAUUUUGAUUAUUAAAUUAGAACACAAAUAAAUAGAUAUAAAGACAGAUAUAUUCUUUCAAAGUUCUGAGUCUUCACUUUGAAACCUGUAGUUCAGGGUUCAGCCUAAUUUAGAAGCAAUACUAGCCUAGUUAAUAGAAUCUUGCCUAUAUGACAUUGAUUUUUAUGCUUUCCUGUUUUUUGAAGAAGUCAUAGGGUUCUAGGGAUGGGAAGGUAUUUGAAAAUCACUUUCCACCUCUUCAAUUUAGAGGUAAUGAAACUGAGAUCCAGGGAGAACUUCCUGAUUUGAUGUAACAAAGUUAUUUAUGACAGAAUAAGGACCAGCCCUCAGUUUUUGUUUCUUUGUAGUUUCCCCCCUGCUAUUCCACAGAGGUAAAAGUCCACUAAAAUGACCUCCUUAUGAAAAAAAUUAUGGAAGGGUUUAUUACAUUACUAUUGCUUUUAAAGAUUCAUAGGUUAUGAAAUCAGGGGACUUGUAUUAGUUAUUUUCAAUCUUCUUCCCUUUUUUGUCCUGCAAAAUAAGAUGUUCUUUUGGAGCUGUUAUAUAUUUUAGCUAUAAGAUUUAAUGUCUUAAUUCAUUUUUAAUGUCUUAUUCUGAAAAAUAUUUCACAGUACAAAUCACAGUAAAAAAGUUUUAAUGAACACAAUUAAAAUUUUGCAUAGAAAUAGCAAAAAAUAGUUAUGAUUUGAUCUAUGAUAUUUUUGUAAAUACUGCUUUUUUAGUAUUUGCAGAAAUAAGUAAAAUCUCGAUUCUUAAAGCACACAUUAAAUUUAAGUUAAAUUUUUAAUACGUAUAUUCUGUUCUUGCUGGUGCUUUGUUCACGAAGGAUGUUUGAGCCAAGCUUUAGAAUGGUGUAGGUAGAAUUUCAGUGUAGUAGAAAAGGAUGUUUAAGUCAGAGUGUGCAACUUGGAAAAAGGCAUAGAAAGUGGGGAACAGUGAAAUCAGGGUGUACCAGCACAAAUACAGGGUAGGCCAGGUGAUUUUAAGUGGGUCUAGAGAGAGCCAGUUAGGGCUUGAUUACCUGGAUUUAGGAUUAAAUGAGUAGCUACUGUUCAGCUCCGGCAGAAUUUUUACAUGUAGGAAUACAGCAGAAAUCUGCAUUUUUUAUGUGGAUCAUUUUCACAUUUUCAAACUUAAAAAUGUUUGCAAAUAAUUUGAAAUGUUUUAAAAACACUACACACAAUGGGGGUGGGCCUCAUUCAGCCAGUGGGCUUCCAGUUUGUGGCCUUUGGAGUAGAGUAAUGGUUCACCAGGAGCAGAGCUGACCAGUAUGAGAACGUUGUGGCACGUGUAAAUCCAGUCCUUUUGAAUCAGAAACUCUGGGGGUGGAAUCCAACAGUCUUUUAAAAAUCUUAGAGAUUCUGAUGCAAGCUAAAGUUUGAGAACCACUAGAACAGAGUACUUGGAAAGUAGCUUGGUGCCUAAAUCAUACAAGAUUCUCAGAAAAAAUUAGUGAAAAGAGAAAUGGGUGAAGGUGAAUUGAGGGACAUCAGUUUGGAAGUUGAUUGAUGCCACAUUAUAGAUUACACUGAAUGUUGUUUAUAAAUAAUCACAGUUGAAUGUACAAUGGGAAAUCAUUGAAGGCUUUUGACUAGAGGAUUAUAAACUAGAGCUCUGAGUUAGUGUCAUAAUAGCCUUUAUGGGGUAGGUGUUUAGUGAGAGGAAAUUAAAUCCAGAAUUUAGGGUAUGGCUAUUGAAAUAAAAUGGAUUUGCCUGGUACUAUUUUAUAUUUUAGCUUGUUGAUUGCUUAAUUUCAUUGGCAUUUUAUAUCUGCUGUUAGAGUUAGAUAUUUUAUUAUAAAAAUGCCUUGAAUAUGUAAUAUGAGAUCAACAUUUGACUUUUCUUUGAGUCUAAACACUGGACUCAAGAGAUUAUUAGAAUCUUAUAAUUCUAACUUAAUGUUUUUGCAAUAUAAUUCUAGUAAAUGUAUCCUUGAAGUAGUCAGUUUUAACUUUUUGGAAUUCUUGAAAGCCAAUUACCAUAUGUAAUGGAAUUCAUAUUAUAAUCUCAGCAUGCUACUACUCAGAAUUGAUGUGAAUGUUCAAUUUGAAUGUUGACUUUGUGCAGCUACAUCAGUUUUUCAAACUCUGUUCUGUAGAACAUUAAUUUCGUGAGAUGUUUCUAGGAAACUUCUAUGUUCAAAAAAGUGCUACACACAUUUUUUUUAUGUGUAUGGUUAGGUUCUAAAAUCAGUGUGGAAGGUAAAAAUGUACAUACAAAAUUGCCCUUGAAAGUUUUUUUGCUGCCCAUAAAACAGUGUAAACAGUAGUCUUCUAGGAUCAUAUUUUUCCUUGAGUGUUCUUCAAGAUUGUUUCUUUGGUUGUGUCAGGUGACCGAUCCUUUGCAUUUAGGGAUUGAGUAGAAUAAAAUACUUUAUUUUUGCAUAUGUUUAAACACCAGAAUUGUACUCAUUUCAGUGAGUUUACUGCCGCAGUUUUUCUAGUCAAUCUUGUUUAAUUUUAAUUUGCAAAAAUUUAAAUACCAUGAGCUUUACCUAUGAAAUGUAAUGCCAGAAAACAUAAGGAAGAGUGAUUUUAUUUUUAAAAUGUAGACUUGAUUCUGUAAAAGCAUAUUAAAUUAGAAAAAUAAGCUAAAUCAAAAUAUUUCAUCUAGUAUAUUAGUAAUUUCAAUAGUGGAUAGGAUAUUUUAGCCACUUCCUAACUUCUUAUCCAUGUGGACUUAAAUGACACAUUGUUAUUUUUACAACUUGAUUUUCUAAACUAGGUAUGAUUUAUAAUGACAUCCUGAAAAAGUUAAUGAAACUUUCAUUUCUAAAAAUGCCGUUAAAUUUCUCUUAAAAUAUUCAAAUUAAGUACUUUGCUUUUUUAUAUGAGUCAUCAACUUGGUGUAAGUUCGUUUUUUAAAGAUUUCACUCUACCUUAUUGUAUCUUAUGUGAAAAUGUUUAGACUAUGAACUAUUUUCCAUGUGCCUUCCUUUAGAGUAAUGUCAAAUUUUAAAGACCUGUUUAAAUAAUUUACAGUGUGAUAAAUUGUAUUUAGUAUAUACUGUAGAUGACAAUGGUUAAAUGCUUUGUUAAUACAUAUUCUUUGAAAUACAAGGUAAUACAUUGUACUGAUAUGUGUACUCUUUAUGUGCCAGAAGACAAGGAAUUCACUACCCCUGAGGUAAAAUUUUUUGAUGAGGCACAAUUGAAAUAAAUUUAUUUAAAUAGUUGUGUUCAUAGUAAACAAUGUACCAUGUCUAAAUAUAAUAUAUUUAUUUUUUCAAGUGCUAAGAUUCACAAAUUCUUAAAAUCAGUUAAGUAUCUGAUGGUGAAUUGGUAGUAAAUAUUUAAAAAUAAUUAGAUGAAAUGUGGUUAACAAACACAAAAAAGUAAAUUCUUAAGAUACACAACUUAAUUAAAUAUUAGCAGUCAUGCUAAAUCUUUGCAUAUGAUUUUGAGAGAUUGAGUCAGUAUAUUUUUAUAUAUCUUAAUUGAUUAAAACUAGUAGCUAGAAUUUGAAUUUAUAUUAUUUUUAGCUUUCAGUUGCUUUGUAAGUAGUGGAAUGCCAAACAAAUAAGUAAAAUAAAAAUCCCAUCCUAGUUAGCUCCCAAAUAAAUAGACAUAUCAUAGAUUUACGCUGUUAGUCGAUCUUUCAUGUUUUAAAAUUAUGUGUAAAUUCACCUUACAAAAAUUAAGAAACUCUUCAAAUAGAAAAAGUUAAAAGCAUUUUACAGUAAGCAUUCAUAUGCCUACCACCUAAAUUCUGCAGUUAUGGUUUUGCUAUAUUUGCUUAAUCAUGUAUCCAUCCAUCCAUUUAUCCAUCAAUUCAUUUUUAAAAAUAAAAUGGUUAUUUAAAACAAGUUGGAGAUUAUUUAGAGUACUUUACCCCUAAACAUUUCAACAUAAGUAUUAUGAACUGGAAUUUAAGUAUGUAUGUAUGUAUUUGUGUGUGUGUGUGUGUGUAUCUUUUGAGUAAGAUUUGUUUGUUUUUUUUUUUUUUGAGUAAGAUUUGUAAAUGUGAAAUGUACAAAUCUUAAAAAAUGAGUUUUGACAAAUGACUCUUGCCUGCGUAGCUUAAAAUCUCUAUCAAGAUUUAGAAUGUUAUUAUUACCUUAGAAAGUUCUCUCCUGCCCCUUCCUAAUCAGUCUCUUGGCACCUCAGAUAAUCGUUCUAAUUUUUAAAAAAUCAUAGAUAAGUUUCACCUGUUCUAGAACUUUAUGUAAUUGGAAUUAUACAGUAUGUACCCUUUGAUUCUGUUUACUUUUACCUAUUUUAGCAUUUUUAAUACCAUGUUGGUUCAUCCUCUUAUAGUAGUUCAUUGCUUUCUGUUGUUGAGUGGUAUUCUCUUGUAUAAAUAUACCUCAGUUUAUGUAUACAUUAUUUUUGAUGGACUUCUGGGCUAUUUCCAGAUUAUGGCUAUUAUGUAUAAAGAUUCCAAGUGUUCUUGUAUACAUUUGUUGUGGACAUAAUGCUGGAUUAGGGAAGAUCUAUAUGUUUAAGUUUUUAAGAAACUGCCAGGCCUUUUCCCAAAGUGAUUGUACUGUUUUACACUUUCAUCAACAGUGUAUGGUUUUUUGUUUUUUGUUUUUUUAUUCAAAUAAAUUUUUGCAUGCUCAAUGA
Canis lupus familiaris (dog) is the source of this 6106-nucleotide messenger RNA. It is a transcript of the gene FSBP, whose product is annotated as fibrinogen silencer binding protein. Lineage: Eukaryota; Metazoa; Chordata; Mammalia; Carnivora; Canidae. The record is from RefSeq and is a predicted model, not a curated record. The transcript is spliced from 2 exons. Bases 387 to 1286 code for a protein of 299 amino acids.